AAUAAUAAAUAUUUCGCUUCGACAUUUUUAGAGAAAAAGAGACGCGUCUACGAUCAGUAUGGCAAGGAUGGUCUUCAAAUGCCUGGAGGCAAACGACCCCACGGGGAUGACUUUAAUUCGCACUUCGGCGGCACAUUCGUCUUCAGGGAACCCGAGGAAGUUUUCAAGGAAGUUUUCGGAGAAUUUCUCAGAGAAUUUCUCGAUGGGAAACCGCUCCAAGAUAUAUUCGCCGAUUUUCAACCUAUCGAUUUCGUUCUUUUUGGUUCUUUAUUCGGUAUAGUGAUGUAUCAAAAAUUAUGGGGACGUUUAUAAUUAUUUUCCAAAUACGAGAUUAAAAUUUUACCAUAAAUAAUGUAAUACGUAAUAAAGUUA
This is a messenger RNA of Vollenhovia emeryi, 372 nucleotides long. RefSeq names its product dnaJ homolog subfamily B member 3-like. Bases 79 to 312 code for a protein of 77 amino acids. The transcript has 2 exons. NCBI's taxonomy places the organism in Eukaryota, Metazoa, Arthropoda, Insecta, Hymenoptera, Formicidae. The record is from RefSeq and is a predicted model, not a curated record.